UUCCCGCUCAACCUUAUCUUCACCACCGCAUACUCCCUCUCCCUUCUCACAAACAAAUUUAGGAAGAAAAGCUCACCCGAGACAACCGGGAGUAGAGAGCUUCGGACGAGGAGAUGGCCUGCUGGUUGGGGGCAGCCUGCAGAGUGGCGGCAGCGGGGGUCUUGCGGUCUGAGCGGCAACGACUCAGCCUUCCUCUAGCACUGACGGCGGCAAAGAGGGCCAGCGUCUUGGAGCAGCAACGAGAGGAAGCAGCCGGCAGCGCUCGCGCUGUCCAAGGGUGUGUGGCGAGCCCAACUACUACUAAGGUGACAGAUAACCAAAUGGAGAGUGAAGUCGCAAUGGGCUACACGAUGACCCAAAUCUGUGAUAGGUUUAUUGAGUUCUUCAUGCAUGAGAAGCCAGAAACAAAGGACUGGAGAAAAGUAUUGGUUUUCAGAGAGGAGUGGCAAAGAUACAGACCACACUUCUACAAGCGCUGCCAAGUGUGUAUAGAUGUGGAAACUGAUACUUCUGUGAAGCAAAAGUUGAUUGUACUCGCUAGAAAAGUAAAGAAGAUCGAUGAUGAAAUAGAGACGCACAUGGAACUCUUCACAGAGCUCAGAGAGAAUCCCACUGAUAUCAACGCUAUUGUUGCGAGACGAAGAAAGGAUUUCACUGGGGACUUCUUCCGCAAUCUUAAUUUUCUUGUAAAUGCUUACAAUGGCCUUGAUGAGCGAGAUGCAAUUGCCAGGCUUGGGGCCAAGUGUCUAUCUGCAAUUCAUGCAUAUGAUUGCACACUGCAGCAGUUGGACAUUGAUUCUGCUCAAUCAAAAUUUGAUGAUAUAUUGAAUUCUUCUUCACUAGAUGAUGCCUGUGACAAGAUAAAAGGAUUAGCUAAGGCUAAAGAACUUGACUCAUCUUUAGUUCUUCUGAUUAAUAGAGCCUGGGCUGCUGCAAAAGACUCUAAAACUAUGAAGAACAAGGUCAAGGAUAUAAUGUAUCAUAUUUAUACAACUGCAAAGGAAAGCCUCAAAAUCAUCUCACCUCCAGAGAUGAAACUUCUGAAGUACCUACUGAAUAUUGAAGAUCCCGAAGAGAGAUUUGCUGCUCUCGCGUCUGCUUUCUCGCCAGGAGAUGAGCACGAAGUCAAGGAUGAAGAUGCUCUUUACACAACUCCCAACGAACUGCACAAGUGGAUUAAAAUGGUGCUCGAUUCGUACCAUCUCAACAAGGAGGAGACGGAUUUCAUGGAUGCCAGAAGGAUGAGCGACCCGGUUAUCAUCCAGCGAUUAAUUCUUCUCAAAGAGACGGUCGAGGAAGAAUACAUGAAGCAAUACAUAAACCCUGAGGACCAAGAAUCAGAAGACAGGGAAGAACCAGAAUUUUGAGCCUGCAACACCCAUGAAUCGGUGAUGUUUGUAGAAGAUAAGAUGUUUUGUAGGUUGCUAGGGCUAGUAUUGGUCUUAUGAAGUUACAGCCUUACAGAGAGAUAGUUAGGUUGGUACCAUGUAGCAAGUUAAGGUUUAGCUAGAACUUAUGUUUUUUCAUUACACUGAUUACAUGUUCGUAUGCGAUACAAGCAAUAGCAAUCUUCGGUGCAUGCAGUCAAUAUUUCAUCAUCUUUUA
This is a messenger RNA of Triticum dicoccoides, 1605 nucleotides long. RefSeq lists its product as uncharacterized. NCBI's taxonomy places the organism in Eukaryota, Viridiplantae, Streptophyta, Magnoliopsida, Poales, Poaceae. The coding region runs from base 114 to 1367 and encodes 417 amino acids. The record is from RefSeq and is a predicted model, not a curated record. Gene Ontology annotation, cellular component: chloroplast envelope; chloroplast thylakoid membrane. The transcript has 6 exons.